Dromiciops gliroides (monito del monte) is the source of this 8609-nucleotide messenger RNA. It is a transcript of the gene PLXND1, whose product is annotated as plexin D1. Lineage: Eukaryota; Metazoa; Chordata; Mammalia; Microbiotheria; Microbiotheriidae. Gene Ontology annotation, biological process: regulation of GTPase activity; positive regulation of axonogenesis; endothelial cell migration. Gene Ontology annotation, molecular function: semaphorin receptor activity; protein binding. Gene Ontology annotation, cellular component: semaphorin receptor complex. The transcript is spliced from 36 exons. The record is from RefSeq and is a predicted model, not a curated record. The coding region runs from base 1 to 5889 and encodes 1962 amino acids.
AUGGCUCCUCCUGCCGCGGGGGGCGCAGCCCGUAGCCCCCGGCUCCCGGGGGUGACGACCCCCCUGCCGCCGCCGCCGCUGCCGCUGCUGCUGCUGCUGCUGCUGCUGCUGCCACCGCUGCUGCUCCGGGGGAGCGCCGCGCUGGAGAUCCAACGGCGAUUCCCCUCGCCCACCCCAACCAACAACUUCGCUCUGGACGGCCCCGGGGGGAAGGUGUACCUGGCGGCGGUGAACAGGCUCUACCAGCUGUCCGGCCCCAACCUGAGUCUGGAGGUGGAGGAGGCUGUGGGGCCGGUGCGGGACAACCCGCUGUGCCACGCCCCGCAGCUCCCCCAGGCCUCCUGCGAGCACCCCAAGAUGCUGACCAACAACUACAACAAGAUCCUUCAGCUGGACCCGGGGCAGGGCUUGGUGGUGGUCUGCGGCUCCAUUUACCAGGGCUUCUGCCAACUGAGGCGUCUGGGCAACAUCUCGGCUGUGGCCGUGAGCUUCCCCCCGACGGCUGACGGCGCCGAGCCGGUCACAGUCUUCCCUAGCAUGCUCAACGUAGCGGCCAACCACCCCAACGCCUCCACCGUGGGUCUGGUGCUGGAGCCGCCGUCGGGGGUCCUCGGAGGUGCCAGCCCCGGCGGGACCCGGCUGCUGGUGGGAGCCACCUAUACCGGCUUCGGGAGCCAGUUCUUUCCCCGCAACCAAAGCCUGGAGGACCACCGCUUCGAAAACACGCCGGAGAUCGCCAUCCGCUCCCUGGACACGCGUGGCGACCUGGCCAAGCUCUUCACCUUCGACCUCAACCCCUCCGACGACAAUAUCCUCAAGAUCAAGCAGGGAGCCAAGGCCGGGCACAAACUGGGCUUCGUCCGCGCCUUCCUGCACCCGGGCAGCAGUGGUGGCCCGGCGGCGCCCCACAGACGGGACGGGCCCCGGACCCCGAGCACCCCAGCCUACGCCUACCUGGCCCUGAACAGCGAGGCCAAGGCUGGAGACAAGGAGAGUCAGUCUCACAGCCUCCUGGCCCGCAUCUGCUUGGGCUGGGGGCCGGCCGGGGGCCCCGGCGGGGCGGCCGCUGAGACCAAGAAGCUCACCGAGUCCUACAUCCAGCUGAAGUUGCACUGCGGCGGGCCGGCUGGCGGCGAGGUCUUCAACCGGCUGGUGUCCGUGUUCCCGGCGGCGCCCGGGCCGAGCCGGCCCGAAGACCUGCUGUUCGGGGUGUUUGAGCGGGCAGCCCCCGGCGGCACCGCGGCUGCGGGAACCCGCGCGCAGUCGGCCCUCUGCGUGUUCCGCUUUCUGGACAUCGAGGGCGCGAUCCGGGCGGCUCGCAAUGCGUGCUUCGUGGACCCCUCGCCCGACGUGGUCGCCGUCCUGGAGAGUGUGGUCCAGGGCACCGGGCCGGCUUGCGAGAAGAAAAGGAACAUCCAGCUCCAGCCAGAGCAGCUAGACUGUGGAGCUGCCCACCUCCAACAUCCACUGUCCAUUUUGCAGCCUCUCAAGGCCACGCCGGUGUUUCGCUACCAAGGGCUAACUUCUGUGGCUGUGGCCAGUGUCAACAACUACACCGUUGUGUUCCUGGGAACAGCCAAUGGGAGGCUACUCAAGAUUAACUUGAACAAUACCAUGCACAUCAUGAGCAGGAAGUCUAUCACGGUGGCUUAUGGGGAAGCGGUGCACCACGUCAUGCAGUUUGAUCCCUCAGAUCCCAGCUACCUUUACGUGAUGACCUCCCACCAGAUGGCCAGAGUGAAGGUCGCUGUGUGUGACCAGUACACAACCUGCACAGACUGCCUGGCGGCAGAGGAUGCCUACUGCGGCUGGUGCGCCAUGGAGACCAGAUGCUCCCUCCAGCAUGAGUGUAUCAACUCCAGUCAACCCCACUUCUGGACCAGUGCCAGUGAGGGUAUCCAGCGCUGCCCAUCCAUGACCAUCCUGCCCUCAGAAAUCAAUAUCCACCAGGAGUAUUCGGGGAUGAUCAUCCAGAUCAGCGGCAACAUGCCCAGUUUGAGUGGGAUGGAGAUGGCCUGUGACUAUGGGAAUGGCGUUCACACUGUGGCCAGGGUCCCUGGCCCAGACUUCAGCCACCAGAUAGCUUACUGCAAUUUUCUUCCUAGGGACAAGUACCCUGAAUUUCCAUCAGACCAAGACCACGUGACCGUCCAGACAGCCGUGCAGGUCAAUGGCAGAAACAUCGUCUGGGCCAAUUUCACCAUCUAUGACUGUACCCGCACAGGAAAGGUCUACCCUCAUACAGCAUGCACCAGCUGUCUGUCCACCCGAUGGCCCUGUUUCUGGUGUACUCAGCAGCAUACCUGUGUCUCCAACGUGUCAGAGUGUGGGAACACACCAAACCCCACAGACAGCCGGGACUGCCCUCGGAUCCUGCCUACACCACUAGCCCCAGUGCCCACAGGGGGCCUGCAGAACAUCCAUGUCUUGCUGGCCAACACUGUCUUCUCCCAGGGUGUGUCGCUGGCCUGCAACUUUGGAAGCGAUGAGACCUUUGAGGCUACGUGGAUCAAUGCUUCAGAAAUUCAGUGCAGCCACGUUGUGCUUCACACCCCUCAGAGGAGCCAGAUUUUCCCAGUAAACCUUCAGCUAAAGGGGAAACCAGACCGAUUUAUUGACAGCCCCGAGAAGAUGACAGUGGAGGUCUACAACUGCGCCAUGGGGAGCACGGACUGUUCCCAGUGCAUGGGGAGAGAGGACCUGGGCCACAAAUGCAUCUGGAAUGAGGGCUGUAGACUGAACCACCAGCCCCAGCCAGUCACCACUAUCUGCCCUGCCCCAGAGAUCAGGAAGAUCGAGCCCCUGAGCGGCCCCCUGGAAGGAGGGACCCUCCUGACAAUCCGUGGGAAGAACCUGGGCCGCAGAUUCAGUGAAGUGGCCUAUAGCACCUGGAUCGGCGGCGUGCCCUGCGAGCCCCUCCCGAGCAGAUACGUCGUCUCUGAGGAAAUCGUUUGCUGGACCGGUCCAUCGCCCAGCCCCUUUUCUGAUGUUGUGACCGUUAAUGUGAGCAAGGAGGGGAAGUCGAGGGAACGCUAUUCCUAUGUGCUACCAGUUGUCUAUUCCAUGGAGCCCGAUGUUGGUCCAAAGGCUGGAGGCACCAGAGUGACUAUCCGGGGGAGUGACCUCGGGGUGGGAUCCGAGCUCCACGUUCUGGUCAAUGACACCAAACAGUGUUUGGAUCUCGUGCGCACAGACAGCACCAUCACCUGCACCAUGCCCAGAGGGGAGCUGCUUGCCACCGUCCGUGUCUGCGUGCGCUUUGAGCACAAAUCCUGCAUCAGCAGCAACAUCACCUUUGACUACAUGAGGGACCCAGUCAUCACGGCCAUCAGUCCCCAAAAGAGCCCAGUCAGCGGCGGGAGGACCAUCACGGUGGAGGGCAGUCGGUUCGACAUGGUGCAGAAUGUGUCCAUGACGGUCAGUCACAUUGGCAAGGAGCAGACGCUCUGCAAGGUUCUUAAUUCCACCCUAAUUACCUGCCCCUCCCCUGGUGCCACAGCCAACAAGUCAGCACCUGUGAACUUUUUCAUCAAUGGGCAACCAUACGAAGAUGAGCAGGUGGCCAUGGAAGACCCCGGAGAGCCUAAGAAUAUGCUUCCCAGCAGCAGGUUCAGCCUGGAAUAUCUGCCUGAUCCCCAGUUCUCCACUGCCAAGAGGGAGAAGUGGAUUAAACACCAUCCGGGGGAGCCUCUCACCCUGGUCAUCCAUAAAGAACAUGACAACCUCGGUCUGGAAUGCCAUGAGUAUCAAGUGAAAAUUGGCCAGAUUUCCUGUGAGAUCCAGAUUGUCUCAGACAGAGUUAUUCACUGCUCAGUCAACGAGUCCCUGAGCACCUCAGAGGGGCACCUGCCCAUCACGAUCCAGGUUGGGAAUUUCAACCAGACCAUCGCCACACUGCAGCUGGGUGGCAGUGAGACAGCCAUCACCGUCUCUGUGGUCAUCUGCAGCAUUCUGCUCCUGCUGUCCAUUGUGGGGCUGUUUGUUUUCUGUACCAAGAGCCGUAGAGCUGAGAGAUACUGGCAGAAAACCUUGCUGCAGAUGGAAGAAAUGGAGUCCCAGAUCCGUGAAGAAAUCCGCAAAGGCUUUGCUGAACUGCAGACAGACAUGACGGAUCUGACCAAGGAGCUGAACCGAAGCCAGGGCAUCCCCUUCCUGGAAUACAAGCACUUUGUGACCCGUACUUUCUUCCCCAAGUGUUCCUCCCUCUAUGAGGAGUGCUACAUACUGCCUUCUCAGCCGCUCAACUCCCAGGGGGGAGCUCAGGUCCAGGAAACUCAUCCGCUGCUAUUGGGGGAGUGGAAAAUCCCCGAGAGCUGCCGGCCCAACAUGGAGGAAGGGAUCGCCCUGUUCUCCACCUUACUCAACAACAAGCACUUCCUUAUUGUCUUUGUCCACGCUUUGGAACAGCAGAAGGAUUUUGCUGUUCGAGACAGGUGCAACCUGGCCUCGCUGCUCACCAUCGCCUUGCAUGGGAAGCUGGAGUACUACACCAGCAUCAUGAAGGACCUGCUUGUGGACCUCAUAGAUGCCUCAGCCUCCAAAAAUCCCAAGCUGAUGCUUCGCCGGACAGAGUCCGUGGUGGAGAAGAUGCUCACCAACUGGAUGUCCAUCUGCAUGUACAGCUACCUACGGGAGACCGUGGGUGAGCCCUUCUUCCUGCUCCUGUGUGCAAUCAAACAGCAGAUCAACAAGGGAUCAAUCGAUGCAAUCACUGGGAAGGCCCGCUACACACUUAAUGAGGAGUGGCUGCUAAGAGAGAACAUCGAGGCUAAGCCCAGGAACCUAAACGUGUCCUUCCAGGGCUGUGGCAUGGACUCUUUGAGUGUUCGGGCCAUGGACACAGAUACACUGACUCAGGUGAAGGAGAAGAUCCUGGAAGCUUUCUGCAAGAAUGUCCCCUACUCCCAGUGGCCCAGGGUGGAGGAGGUCGACUUGGAGUGGUUUGCUUCAAGCACCCACAGUUACAUUCUACGAGACCUGGAUGACACUUCCGUGGUAGAAGAUGGACGAAAAAAGCUCAACACCUUGGCGCAUUACAAGAUCCCUGAAGGAGCUUCUCUGGCCAUGAGCCUAACAGACAAGAAGGACGGCACUCUCAGUCGAGUGAAAGAUUUGGACACUGAAAAAUAUUUUCAUUUAGUGCUUCCUACUGAUGAACUGAUUGAGAGUAAGAAGUCACACAAGCAGAGCCAUAGGAAGAAGGUUCUUCCUGAGAUCUACUUGACGAGGUUGCUCUCAACCAAGGGCACACUGCAGAAAUUUCUCGACGACCUGUUCAAAGCCAUCCUCAGCAUCCGAGAGGACAAGCCUCCCUUGGCUAUCAAGUAUUUCUUUGAUUUCUUAGAGGAGCAGGCUGAGAAGAGAGGAAUCACCGACCCAGACACUUUGCACAUUUGGAAAACCAACAGCCUACCUCUGAGAUUUUGGGUCAACAUCCUGAAGAACCCCCAGUUUGUCUUUGACAUCGACAAGACUGACCACAUAGAUGCCUGCCUUUCUGUCAUUGCCCAGGCCUUCAUCGAUGCCUGCUCCAUCUCUGACCUACAACUGGGCAAGGAUUCACCAACCAAUAAGCUUCUAUAUGCUAAGGAGAUUCCCGAGUACAGGAAAACUGUGCAGAGAUACUACAAACAGAUCCAUGACAUGACUCCUCUCAGUGAGCAGGAGAUGAAUGCCCACCUUGCAGAGGAAUCUCGGAAAUAUCGGAAUGAAUUCAACACUAAGGUCGCCAUGGCUGAGAUUUAUAAAUAUGCCAAGAGAUACCGUCCUCAGAUUAUGGCUGCACUAGAGGCGAAUGCCACCACGAGACGGACACAACUGCAACACAAGUUUGAACAGGUCAUUGCCCUGAUGGAGGAUAACAUCUAUGAAUGCUGCAGUGAGGCCUGAGACCAUCUCCUCACACCCGGGCUGGGCCUGCCCCACCCCUCCCCCCUAGAAGUGACCUUCUGCUAUCCAGUGCACUGCUAACUCUGAGACGUCUUUAAAAAAAAAUAUAUAUAUAUAUAUGAAUAUAUAUAAUAUAGACAACAGAUAUCUAUUUUAUGGUGUGCUGUAUGGUGAAGAAGAGGAUGAAGAAGAAAGCACCCCAGGGAUAAAGGCCCCCAAACAGAGGAUAGGAUGGAAGACCCACUGAAGCCAUGCUUUGUCUUGUCUUUGAUUAAUUUUAUUUUUCCAACCACUUGCACAGCCUGGGGCUGAAGAAGAGCAGAGAUGUCUAACAGGACUUCACCAAAAAUCCUUCCUCCAGCUGGGGCCACUGAGACUCCCCCCUCCACCCGCCAGGGAGAGGAACUGGAUCCCCAGAUAGAAUCCUGGCCUAACCCGAGCCAAAGUUAGGCCACCUCUGGCCACUGCCUCCUUGCAGACUUCAGUCCUUUGUCAUCCUCUUCCUCUUGGCCCAGCUACCACUCCAUGGUCUCUUGAUCCAUUUCCAUUUCGACAGGGUUCCCUGCCCCGUGAGUGGAGGGCAGGGGGAGGGAGAAUGGAUGGAGUGAUGUCAUGGACCAGCUAAAGCACCAGGCUAGAGAGUUAGGGGACUUACAAUGGGUGGAAAUAUGCUACUUCUGCCCCCAAAGUGUCUUCUGCCUUGACUCCAAACUUGGGGCUGCUGGUACCCUUCAGAGGGUUGGCCCACAGGAUGAGGAAUAAAGAAUGCCCACCUCUCUUCCUGGUGGACAUACCAUCCCCAGCCCCUACUAAGUGCAUGCAAAUGCACACACACACACACACACAUGCGUGCACACUCACACACACACACACAUGCACACUCACUCACUCUGGAACUUAUCAGUCCUAUUCCAAGUGCCUCAAGAAAGAGAAUUAUCCCUGCAGUACAGUGUUUAAAAUGCUGCAUUUGGAUUCAGAGGACCUGGCUUCACAUCCUGGCUCUGUGACUGUCUGUAACAAGUCACUGGGCCUCAAUUUUCUCAUCUGAAUAAUGGGGGGAAGGGGGGCUGCAGUAGGGACAUCUAAGUUACCUUCCAGCUCUAAGUCCUGUGAUCCUUAAGAUAAUGAAGCAUAUGGGUUUAGGGGAAGAAGACUGGUGUGUCAGGCCCUGAGAUAACACAUGGCUGGGAAUUAUCCCACUGCAUCCUCUGGGUGAGGGGUGGGGGGGGAUGUCAACCACCAUCCUGCAUCCCAGAACAGCUAGGUUUUAUUAAGGCCCUAUCUACAAACACCCCCACCCACCCAAAUCAAGUGUAAUAGACUGACAAGGAGUCAGGCUCAGGUUAAGAACUAUGCAAGAGGAGGAGAAGCCUUAGUUUGGGGGUAUCUCGUGCAUCUAAGAAAUGUGCACGGGCACUGACUGGUGACUCCAAGUAUAUUCCUUCUUCACCUUCUAAAAUGGUAUAAAAAUCUACUCCCUCCCCCCUGCCCCUGCCAACAUCCAGCUUCUGAACUUGUCUCCAUCAGUGUUCCCAAUGGAACACAUACACACACACACACACACACACAUACACACACACAUACAUAUAUACACACACACAUACAUACACACACACACACACAUAUACAUACAUCUUUCCUCACAACCACCAUAGAUGGCUGUACUCAGGCCUUCCAGGGGCUCAGUCAGAACUGCACAGGGGUUGAGCCCAAACCAGGGCAGCUGGAUGGACCGGAUGGAAGGCCAAGCAUGGGACAGGUAUCGGGGCUCUGAUGGUCCCCAUCACCCAAGGGGUACCAGCGCCAACCAAAUGCUACCUCAUCCAAGCUAGUCCCUGGAGGGGAGAUGGCGGCAUUGACCACAUUGGUGCCACCAGCCUUAACAAGCAAACUGCCAUUUUAUUUGUUCUUUGGUUCAAUGACAACAACGAAAUCCCCGAGUGAAUGGGGGAAGAGGGAGUUGGUUUGCAGGCGUGUCACCCAGAUUUGCAGUUUCCAAGGCGCCUGCUGGGCAUUCCUACUAGGAUGGUGACAAUUUCAAAUUUCACACGGACAAGAUGGGCUGAUGGAAGCUGAGAUGGUGAGAACAUAUGGACAAGAAGCCGUCUUCCAUGACAAGUGGGAAGCUGGGCCUGCACAUAUUCCAUCACAGACCAGUUCUCCCUCAGCUACGUGUCUGGAAUAAUGUGCCGGACGGGCAGACCAGGGAGACCCAGAGAGGAAGAGGCAAGGACAGAGGGGGCAGAGAAACGCUGGGGAAUGAAAAAGAGGUGGCUCUGAGAGCGUGCCUCUUGGAGGGAGGAAUUUCCAGAUCAACCAGGGUUGUAGCUGGACUACGCUGGACUUUUCAAUAGAGGUUUCUAAAAAUAGCAUCACUUUUUUUUUUUUGCUAAGUUUUUUUAUAUUAAAAAACCCCACACACAAAUCACACACAAACUGUGAAUAGCAGCCAGAUUGCGUGAAGGAUACAGGGGCUGAUGAGAAGGAAUGAAAUGGGAAGAUGGGAAUUUUGUAGCAAAAGUGGGAGGGAACAUUGGUCCUCCCCAGCCCUCCACCCAGGACCUAGAAUUGCCUGGAAUGGGGAAAUCUUCACUUGACACUGGAAAGGUAACUCCCCAGAAUGCAGUGCUCCUCACAGAGGUGACAGAGGGAGGUUAUAACCCGAUGCCCCACGUCCCACUUUAAAAAGCCAAAAAAAAAAAUUUAAAUUAAAGAUAUUA